Arachis ipaensis is the source of this 1331-nucleotide messenger RNA. Its product is annotated as protein LIGHT-DEPENDENT SHORT HYPOCOTYLS 6. NCBI's taxonomy places the organism in Eukaryota, Viridiplantae, Streptophyta, Magnoliopsida, Fabales, Fabaceae. The record is from RefSeq and is a predicted model, not a curated record. Gene Ontology annotation, cellular component: nucleus. Gene Ontology annotation, biological process: response to light stimulus; mRNA transcription.
CAUUCAUCCUAUGCUUUUUCACGUCCCAUCACCAAUCUCUCUCUCUCUCUUUUCCCUAAAAAAAUUCCCAUUUUUCUUUCUCUUUCUCUCUCUUUCUCUUUCUCCCCCAAACCAAACCAAAACUAAACGCUCCUUUCUCUCUCUCUCUCUCUGAAACCAGAAACCCUUUCCCGUGAAAACAUUCACCGCAAACUCAAACAAACACACACACACUCCUUAAAACCUUCAAAACCUUAAAACACUGAACUAACAACAGCAACCAAACCUUAAAACCUUCGAAACCCAACCCAACCCUUCUUACAAAAACUCUUAAAUCAAAACUACCCCCACAUCACACAAUAACCAAACACAAACAGAAAAACCAUAACCUAUAUUACUAGGUUGUGGUGCUUCUUCAUUAAUGGACACAGCUUCAGGUAGUGAAGGUGGAGGAAGAGGAGAAGAAAGAGGAGAGCCUGAACCUCCAUCACCGCUGCCUGUUGCUGCAGCACCAACAAUUACCACUACCACAGCCACGCCGGCGGAGACAUCAUCGCCGCCGGCGCCACCGAGCAGGUACGAGUCUCAGAAGCGAAGAGACUGGAACACGUUCUUGCAGUACCUUCGGAACCACAAGCCGCCAUUAACGCUAGCAAGGUGCAGCGGCGCGCACGUGAUCGAAUUCUUGAAAUACUUGGAUCAGUUCGGAAAGACCAAGGUCCACGUGCCGGGAUGUCCGUAUUUCGGACAUCCUAACCCUCCCGCACCCUGCGCCUGCCCUCUUAAGCAGGCGUGGGGCAGCCUUGACGCCCUUAUAGGAAGACUCAGGGCGGCCUACGAAGAAAACGGAGGCCGCCCUGAGUCUAACCCGUUCGGCGCCAAGGCCGUUAGGAUUUACCUGAGGGAAGUUAGGGAAGGACAAGCCAAAGCGAGAGGGAUCCCUUAUGAGAAGAAAAAGCGAAAGAGGUCGACGGUGACGGUGUCGGCGGUGAGUAGUAGUAGUGGAAGUGGUGCAAUUUCUAUUGCUAGUGGAAGUGGUGGUGGCGGCGACGGCAACAACGGCGGUGGUGAAACUCCUGCCUGUGGUGGUGGAGCCGGUGGUUCUAGUUCUAGUGCUAGUACUCUAACUUCUACAGCUAAUGUUUCUACUACUUCUACCACCGUAUAGUAACUUAUGAAUUUCAUUAAUUUAUUUUUUUUCUUAAAAAAAAUUAUUAUUACUCUUAAUUAUCUUUGAUUAUUGUGUAGGAAAUUAAUUGUGAUUAUUAUAAGGAGUACAAGUUACAUGAUUGUUGUGGCAAAUUUAUUUUCUGAUGAUCAAAUUAAUUAAUUGACACGCCCUUUCAAUUAUA